UGGUGGAGAAGAAAGCAAAGCAGAAGAGAGAGAGAAACGUGGCACAAUUCCCCAUGGGAAGGAUUUAACUUUUCACUCGCACACACAAAACACAGUUGCACAUUGCUUCAACCUUAUAACUUAACCCCGCCAUAGCUAUCGACGGUCCCUCUCUGCCGCCAAAACUAAUCGAACCCCCCAAACCCUGGCCGCCAUAUAUGAUAUAUUCGCACCCUUUGAAUCUCUGUCGCUCGCGCGCUCGCUCGGUUGUCCACCUCCAAUCUUUCUCUGAGUCGCCAAGUCCAAGCGGCUGAACUAGUAUUCCAGUUUUGUAGUGAGGAAAUGCUUUGAGGAAAACUGGGAUAAACUAGUAGAGCAGCAGUCCAUUAUACUUUUAGUGCUACCUGUUGCAUUCUGAAGCUGUUGCAGUAGACAUUCAAGUGAUCAUGGGGUCAGCCUGUUGUGUUGCUUCAAGGGAUAAAACCGUACCCCACAGGGCUGGAGGUGAAGGUUCACAUGGGAAUGCCAUAGAUUCACCAUCAUGGAGCUUCCGGCGGGAUAAUAGAGGACAUGUGGCUGGAAAAAUUGAGAAUCCUUUGUAUCAGGUCUCUCAUGGAGUCAGCGGGAAUGUUAGCAUGGAGUUAAAGGGGUCUUUAGGUUCUGAAAGAGGUAUUUUAUCUGAUGGGGGAAGCCUUAUGGAGAAUUUUGGAACACCCACCUCUCUGAAGUCUCCAGCUCAUGAAGGAACAGAUGUGAAUCUGAUGACUCCGCAUUCAGAUCUGUCCACAGCAAGCAAUUUUUCUACAGAGGUGAAGAACCUAGCAGAAUCACCAGAAAUUGCAGAUUCGGCCGCACCUAAUCAUUCCAUAUUCUCCAUGCUUUCUGCUCUUUCAGCACCAUCUAUUGAUACUCUGCCUACCCCUACUUAUCCACUUCCUAAGUCAACCCCAUCAAGACGGGCCCGGCGAUCACCAGGAUACCAGCUUAUGAGACAGUUCUCUGAUAGUAGAAUCUUGCGACUGAAAUCGCCAAAUAACAACUCGAUGUCUGAAGGAAGACCAUCUCUUGUACUUUCCACUGGCAGCAACGACUUAGCCACUGGAUCCCAAUGUGGAUCUUCUGAUGGCUGGUCAAUCCGCACAUUUUCUGAGCUUGUGGCAUCUUCACAACGAGAGAGGUGGUCUUUUGACAGUGAACACUUUGGCUCUGGCCGUGGCAAGAUAAGUGGAUCUAGCAGCAGGUUCUCAUAUUCGCCCUCUGUAGAAUUGCAUUGUUGUGGGGCCUGCUCAAAGCUCCUAACAGAGAGAUCUUCAUGGAGCAGCCAGAAAUUGCUUAUCGGCAACGAGGUACCAGUGGCUUCUGUGCUGGUCUGUGGGCAUGCUUACCAUGCUGAGUGCCUGGAGAUUAUGACAGCAGAGACUGACCGGUAUGACCCGCUUUGCCCAAUUUGUUCGGUUGGCGAGAUGGAAGUCUCAAAGAUGUCCAAAAGAGCUUUAAGGAUAGACGCAGAGUCAAAGGCAAAGAGCCAUAAGAUUUUCAAAAAUCGGGUUGUGGAUAGUUACCUUGAUUGUGAUUUUGAUGUUUUUGAUUGCCAAAAAGACGCUGAACGCAAAGGAAAAGUUCCCAAGAUGGAACCCAGUUCUAGCACCAGGAGCCUAGUCUCGAAGCCUUUCUUGAGGCGGCACUUUUCAAUUGGGUCCAAAUGGAGUAGGUCCCUGUCAGAGAACGACUCUGCCCGGAAGAAGGGUUUCUGGGCAAGAUAUCGUAGGGAUUGAGCUUCUAAUCUGGAAGGUGGUGAGAACCUUUCUUAUUAUAAGUUGUUACACAAGCAUUUACGAUUUUUCUUCUUUAAUGUAGUCUAGAUUCGGUAAUAAAUUUAUUUUAACUAUUAUUCCC
Molecule: messenger RNA, 1875 nt
Organism: Juglans microcarpa x Juglans regia
Lineage: Eukaryota; Viridiplantae; Streptophyta; Magnoliopsida; Fagales; Juglandaceae
Exons: 5
Coding region: 426-1754 (442 amino acids)
Source: RefSeq, a predicted model, not a curated record